AUGGGCGGCGCGGGCGGCUGGGCGCGCGACGCGCCCGCGCUGCUGAGUACGGCGCUGCUGUUGGGAGGCGCGGGCGGCUCGCUGGCCGACCGCCCGCCGCCGCCGCUUUUCACCAUCGACAGCAUCCUGGCCCCGCGCCCGCCGCCGCCGCUGCCGCCGCUGCAGCUGCACCAGCUGGCGCACACGCCGUUCCACAGAGCGCACGACCUGUUCGGUGUGGGCAGUGGCGUGACGUCUGUCGGAGGGUACGCCGGGUUGUACAGCGGGUACGCCGCGGCGGCGCUGGCGGGGCUCUCGGGCCCUCCACCCAAGCGCAAGCGGCGCCACCGGACCAUCUUCACCGAGGAGCAGCUUGAGCAGUUGGAGAGCACCUUCGACAAGACCCACUACCCCGAUGUAGUUCUUAGAGAGCAACUGGCUUUGAGGGUUGACUUGAAAGAAGAGCGUGUAGAGGCGGAUAGUUUCGACGAGGUAAAGCGCUACGAGUCAAUAGAGCUGACGUGA
This is a messenger RNA of Pararge aegeria (speckled wood butterfly), 504 nucleotides long. RefSeq names its product visual system homeobox 1-like. Lineage: Eukaryota; Metazoa; Arthropoda; Insecta; Lepidoptera; Nymphalidae. The transcript has 3 exons. The record is from RefSeq and is a predicted model, not a curated record. Bases 1 to 504 code for a protein of 167 amino acids. Gene Ontology annotation, molecular function: RNA polymerase II transcription regulatory region sequence-specific DNA binding; DNA-binding transcription factor activity, RNA polymerase II-specific. Gene Ontology annotation, biological process: regulation of transcription by RNA polymerase II.